AUGGCAUUGGCGCUGGUGGCUGCAUCAGCUUCCCUUGUGUCUGUUGUGUACUUGGGGCAGCAAGGUUACCACAUGGUGGCAGUAGUGGCACCAGCAGCUGCAACUCCCUCCCUCAUGUCUGUGGUAUCCUUGGCAGCAGAGGGAUUAACUUGUGGGGGUGGCAGUGGCUCAGGCAUCUGCAUCUGCCUGUCUCAUUCUUGGCUGCUUAUGAUUCAGCAGACAGAACAACUUAGUAGGAUAAUGAAGACACAUGCAGAGGACCUAAACUCUGGACCUUUGCACAGGCUCACCAUGAUGAUCAAGGACAAGCAGCAGGUGAAGAAGAGUUAUAUAGGCGUUCAUCAGCAGAUAGAGGCAGAGAUGAUCAAGGUUACAAAGACAGAAUUGGAGAAAUUAAAAUCCAGCUAUAGGCAAUUAAUAAAAGAAAUGAAUUAUGCCAAAGAGAAAUAUAAAGAAGCUUUAGCUAAAGGGAAGGAAACUGAAAAGGCCAAGGAACGCUAUGAUAAAGCCACAAUGAAACUUCAUAUGUUACAUAAUCAGUAUGUAUUGGCAUUGAAAGGGGCACAGCUUCAUCAGAAUCAGUAUUAUGACACUACACUUCCUCUGCUUCUGGACUCCUUACAAAAGAUGCAAGAAGAGAUGAUAAAAGCACUAAAAGGUAUAUUUGAUGAGUACAGCCAGAUAACCAGUCUUGUUACAGAGGAAAUAGUGAAUGUCCACAAAGAGAUUGAAAUGUCAGUUGAACAGAUAGAUCCUAGUACAGAAUACAAUAAUUUCAUAGAUGUUCACAGAACAAUGGCUGCUAAAGAAGAUAUUGAGUUUGAUAUUUCCUUAUUAGAAGAAAAUGAAAAUCUUCAGGCAAAUGAAAUCAUGUGGAAUAAUUUAACAGCAGAAAGUUUGCAAGUAAUGUUGAAAACUUUAGCAGAGGAACUUAUACAGACACAGCAGAUGCUUUUAAACAAGGAGGAGGCUGUCCUGGAGCUAGAGAAGAGAAUUGAAGAAUCUUCUAAGAGCUGUGAAAAGAAGUCUGAUAUUGUGCUUCUGCUAAGCCAAAAACAGACACUUGAAGAGCUGAAACAGUCAAUCCAGCAGCUGAGAUGCACUGAGGCAAAGUUUGCAGCACAGAAAGAAUUACUAGAGCAAAAAGUACAAGAAAAUGAUGGGAAAGAGCCACCUCCAGUUAUAAAUUAUGAAGAAGAUGCACGAUCAGUUACAUCUAUGGUCCUAUUAAACUUGUUUGUAAAUGCAAAUAGACUUGUCAGUCACCUCAGGUCACCUGGAGAGCACUUUCAGGAACCACCUGUAGAGUCAGAGGAAAAAGCUCUUCUCUUGCCUUCAAAACUGAAAAGAAAGACUGCAAUUGUUUUUAUUCCUGGGAGACAGCAGGAAG
Molecule: messenger RNA, 1390 nt
Organism: Galeopterus variegatus (Sunda flying lemur)
Lineage: Eukaryota; Metazoa; Chordata; Mammalia; Dermoptera; Cynocephalidae
Product: tyrosine-protein kinase Fer-like
Exons: 9
Biological process (GO): regulation of actin filament polymerization
Source: RefSeq, a predicted model, not a curated record